Molecule: messenger RNA, 838 nt
Organism: Poecilia latipinna (sailfin molly)
Lineage: Eukaryota; Metazoa; Chordata; Actinopteri; Cyprinodontiformes; Poeciliidae
Product: B-cell receptor CD22-like
Exons: 4
Coding region: 10-732 (240 amino acids)
Source: RefSeq, a predicted model, not a curated record
AAUAUCCAGAUGAUAAUAAUGCUCAGUUUUGCAUUUUUUCCUCCAGAUGCUCCAGAGUUUCUCUCUGCUAAACUGAUCUCCUCUGGUCAGAUAACUGAGGGGCAAUCAGUGACUCUGAGCUGUAGCAGUGGUGCUAACCCAGCAGCUAACUACACCUGGAGGAAGAACAACAACCAAUCAGUUGUCAGUAAAGACCAACAGUUUGUCCUCAGCUCCAUCCUGUCCUCAGACUCUGGACAGUAUUACUGCACAGCUCAGAACGAGCUGGGAGAGAAAACGUCUGGACCCGUCUCUGUCCAGGUCACAUAUGCUCCCAGGCCUCCCUCUGUGUCAGUGACUCCCUCUGAUGACAUCAUGGAGGGCAGCCUGGUGACUCUGACCUGCAGCAGUGAUGCUAACCCAGAAGCUAACUAUACCUGGUACAAGGAGGGAGAGGAGGCACCAAAAGCUUCAGGACGAAACUUCACCAUCACUAACAUCAUGUUCAAGCAGAGAGGAAAUUAUAGCUGUGAAGCUCAGAACAGCAGAGGGCGCUAUAACUCCACUGUGACUGUGAACGUUGUGGCAAGUCAAUCAAUGUCAACAACGAUCAUCAUCAGGCUGACUCUGUUCAUCGUGAUCUUUCUGCUUGUCCUGAUUAUUUCUUUAAGAACACUGAAAACUAUGAAAAUGAACAGAAAAGUAAUUGAACCAAUAGAAAUGGAGGAGAGAAGGACUAGAGAGAUCACAUAGUGAGUAUUCAUUGAUCUGAACUUCACCAAUCAGCCCAGGAUUACAUGAUGACAUGUUUCUGUUUUUGGUCCAUUGUUGUUAAUCAAUUACUGUAAAUGCAUAAUUA